Paralichthys olivaceus (Japanese flounder) is the source of this 1517-nucleotide messenger RNA. Lineage: Eukaryota; Metazoa; Chordata; Actinopteri; Pleuronectiformes; Paralichthyidae. The record is from RefSeq and is a predicted model, not a curated record.
CACCACCACCACCAUCACCACCAGCCGCCUCUGACCAUGAUGAUGAUGAUGCCGGGCCUGACGGAGGAGGAGUGCCAGCGAUACAAGGAGCUGCUGGAGAUAAAAUGUGAAUACGAGAGACGACAUAAAAAACACCACAAAGAGAUGGUGAAAACCGAUCGUGAGGACGUGCAGGCAGAAGGCAGAGGAGUACAAGAGGAGGCAGAACAGGAAGGAGAGGACGCCGCUUCCUGCCCGGUGGUGGACGUGAACUGCAACGAGACCCUGAGUGAGCACGAGAUGGCGCUCAUCGAUGAGGAGUUGCGCCACCUGGAGUUUAAAUGCCGUAAUAUUCUCCGGGCACAGAAGAUGCAGCAGCUGAGAGAGAGAUGCCUGAAAGCCUGGAUGAUGGAGGAGGAGACGGUGCGACCGGGCGCCACAGAAGCAGACGUGGUUAACGUGGAUAACGAUGACAACGACGACCCUCAUCAUCACGAGUUGUCGUCCAUCAACGAGCUCCCGGAGCGCGAGCGAUCGGACGACAAAGACAGCACCAGCGCCUACAACACCGGGGGUGAGAGCUGCCGGAGCACGCCAUUGGUCAGCACGGAGCAGAUCCCGCCUCUGCAGGAAGAGGAAGAUGAAGCGGGGCGGCGACUGAUGUCUCCGCCUCCUUUCCUCCCCCUCAGUCACCUCCCCCCUUUGAACUCCCCUCUGACCCCGCGGCGUCACAGGCGGGACCGAGAGAGACGCCACUCAAACCUCAGCUGCUCCUUCUCCCCAAGCACCUACAGGAAAUGCGAAACAGCCAAUGGCAACGGGGCAAAUGGCUCAAGCUCCACCCCCUCCACACCCUCCAAGUUCAGGUCUCUGACCAGGGAGGGGGCGUCGUCUUCAAGAAGGGGUGUGGUCGAAAGAGGGCGGAGCUACAUAGCAGAUGGAGCCGCCAACAGGUCUGGAGGUGGAAGUGCAGAGUCCAGUCCCUAUUUCUCCCGGCGCCACCACGGCCACAACAAACCACCGGAGCGCUACCAGAGCUGUAUGACGCUGCCCUCCGAGGGCCUGGUGGACCCCCUGGACCGAGUCAGAGACCGAGCGAGGGCCGAGGGUGAGGAGAGGGGGGCGGGCACAGGGAGCAGCGGCCCGGCCAGUCCGAGGAGUGUGAACAGCGCCCCCUGUGGUCUGGAGGACCGCCACACUGGCGCCUCGCGGUUAGGACUGGUCUUACCACUUGGGCUGACGCAGUCGUCACCAACGGCCUCACGGCAACGCAUGGAGUGGAAGGUAAAGAUCCGCAGCGAUGGGACCCGCUACGUGGCCAAGCGGCCGGUCAGGGACCGUCUGCUGAAGGCCAGAGCCAUGAAGAUCAGGGAGGAGCGCAGCGGCAUGACGACUGACGACGACGCUGCCAGCGAGAUGAAACAGGGCCGCUACUGGAGCAAAGAGGAGAGGAAGCAGCAGCUGCUCAGAGCCCGAGAGUACCGACGGAGACGAGAGUUCAUGAUGCAGAGCCGCCUGGACUACCUCCGAGGAGACAG